AUGGACCCGGAACAACUUAGCAGGACUUUAGACCUGUUGGUAGGUCAAAUGGGCGCGAUUAGUCAGCAACUUAAGGAAAACCAGUCUGACCUAGCGGAACUUCGGCGACAGACAACUGAUAGGUUCGAUAACCUAGAACGAGGUAGGAACCAAGCUCCCCUUUACACGCCUUCUAGACCACCUUCCAUGUAUGGGGAUGAUACUUUUCAAGAUGAUGGGCCCCCACGUGCCCCUUAUCGAAAUCCUCAUUACAUACACGACACCAACCAUGACCCCGACAUUCACUUGAUGAAGAAUAUCAAGGUAGAAGCACCCACUUUCGAUGGCACCUUAGAUCCACAACUCUUCCUUGAUUGGAUCAAAGGUAUGGAUAGCUUCUUCAAGUGGUAUAACAUUUCUGAAGCCAGAAAGGUUAGGUUCGCGGAGAUGAAGCUUAUUGGUAGGGCUAGCCAAUUCUGGUCGAACUUAGAAAGUCUUAGGGAGUCCCGCAACGAGUACCCCAUUACUGAUUGGGCGUCCAUGAAACGUGAACUUAAACAGAAGUACCUACCUCCUUAUUUCCCUAGACUCCUUGACAGGUGGAACCGACUUACCCAAGGAAGCAAACCCGUUAAGGAUUACAUUGCAUCCUUCGAUGAUUACCUGAUUCGUUGCAAAGGGGAGACCUCAACCACCCCCGCGCAAAUUUUGUCGAUGUUUCGUACCGGACUGCGGGAAGAUUUACGCAACGAACUUUUUGCCCGGAAUAUCACUACUCUGGAGAACGCCUACAGCCUAGUGCUUGAUCUAGAGGAGUCCCGUUCUCAGCAUCCGAGUCGAUCUCAUGACUCUAGACCUUCGUAUAGAUCAGCCGGUAGUUCCACCUCGCACCCUCCUGUUUCACGACCUACUCCGGGGAGCACGACCCGACCACCCACGGGUCCACCUGCACUUAGAUCUGACUCUAGAAGUAAGCCUCCUACCACGGAUGCCCCUCGGCCCAGUCCCGGAACCAAGUGUUUUCGAUGCCAGGGGUAUGGGCAUAUCGCUUCUCAGUGCUCCAGUCCUUACAAGGUUUCGAUCGUUGAGGAAGUAACUGAGGACGAUCUCGAGCCCGAGGUUGAUCAGGUCCACCAAGUGGAGGAAGAAGGCGAAUACUUCGAGGAGGACGACGACACUACGGUCCUCAGUUGCCUUCGACAGCCGGAUACCUCUCCCAUCUGCGUGGUGAGAUGUGCACUAUCACACCCGACACCCACUGAUGACUGGCGUAGGACCACAAUUUUCCAUACCUACACCAAAAUCAAAGACAAAAACUGUAAAGUCAUAGUGGAUAGUGGUAGUUGCAUCAAUGCUAUUUCCUCCAGCAUGGUAACUCAGUUAGGUCUGUCUGUCGUUCCUCACCCCAACCCUUAUAAGGUAUCGUGGGUCAACUCCAAUGCCUUGGAGGUGAAGGAACGAAGCCACCUACCCGUCUCCUUUGCCUCUUAUAAGGAGAAUGUCUGGUGCGAUGUGUUGACCAUGAAUGUUGGACAAAUUUUGCUAGGUCGCCCCUGGAUCUACGAUAACGAUGUCCACAUUUAUGGUCGUUCAAACACCUGUGUGUUUGAACAUGUGGGCAAAAAGAUUAAGCUCUUGCCAUCUCAACCCCGGGUUACGGAUCCCACGAAAUCCAACCCAACCAAAUCCAAAAAGGGCGUGAACCUUGUCACCGCCAAGGUUCUAAUUACUGAAGUUUCCCAAGGCGCCCCUUUAUUUGCCUUAGUUGGCCGUGAGAUUUCCACUGAAUCGGACGAGCCCAUUCCUGAGGAGGUACAGCCAAUUUUAGGACAGUAUGCUGAUGUCUUUCCCAAUGAUCUCCCAGAUCAGUUACCACCGCUUAGAGACAUUCAGCAUGCUAUAGACUUCGUCCCUGGAGCCUCCCUACCUAACCUGCCCCACUACCGCAUGAACCCCUCGGAACAUGCCGAGCUUAAGAAGCAGGUUGACGAGUUACUGCAGCGAGGUUUCAUUAAGGAGAGUCUUAGUCCCUGUGCAGUACCGGCCCUUCUCACACCUAAGAAGAACGAAACUUGGAGAAUGUGUAUUGAUAGCUGUGCUAUCAACAAGAUCACCGUCAAAUAUCAAUUCCCUAUUCCGAGACUCGACGACAUGCUCGAUAUGAUGACGGGUGCAACUUUAUUCUCCAAAAUUGAUCUUAAGAGUGGAUACCACCAGAUCCGGAUAUGA
This is a messenger RNA of Dendrobium catenatum, 2208 nucleotides long. RefSeq lists its product as uncharacterized. Gene Ontology annotation, molecular function: zinc ion binding; nucleic acid binding. The record is from RefSeq and is a predicted model, not a curated record. The transcript has a single exon. Lineage: Eukaryota; Viridiplantae; Streptophyta; Magnoliopsida; Asparagales; Orchidaceae. The coding region runs from base 1 to 2208 and encodes 735 amino acids.